AUGUCUGAAUCCAACAACGCCAACAAUGGCAUUCAACCGAUAGAAGUAGACAUGUUUGAACGCAAUGAGACCCCAGCUGAGGAACCCGUCACGGCAGAAACACUGCUACCAAAUAAUGAUGGUUUGGUGGUGGCAGGGAUGGGAGGGCUUAUACCGCCCCAGUCACAGAAUUCUGAUAUGGAUACUAGUAGCCGCCACAGCAUUGUGGAUAUCCAAGAUAGCGAGGAUGAAGAUGACGAUCAAAGCGAAGCGUCCUUUGCAAAUGAUACCCAACAGUCAUCUGAACAUUCGGCGGCGGAUGACCUGGACGUAAGUGAACGUGGCAUGUCGGAAUCCAUUCAGAAUCAGGAAACUUUGACAACAUGGGCAGGCCACUAUCUACCCACCCCGACCACGAGGAACAGCAUUCUGUCCAGUGGUUCUAAUCACGGCACAAGGGAGAGGCGACGCAGCAGUGAAAGAUCCAUCUCUUUCUCCCCGUUUGUCGUCGUCUUGGACAGCGAACCACCCAUGCACGAUGACAAUGAUGAUACCGAGGACUCUCGAGGUGACUUUGCUGAAAAGCAACCAGACUCAAGCUUUGGAAAUGUACAGCAAGGCUCUGGUGAUGGACAUCCAAACUUUGGGGAUGUGCAAGCAGGCUUGAUUAGUGGGAUGGUGCGACCCGCACCACCCAUGGACCCCCUGUCCUCAAGCAGCUCCAGUGGCUCUCCAGCAGUAGAGGAAGACGCUGGUAUGAGUGUUGGGAGAACAAGUUCAUCUGAAUUAUCGCAUAUUGGAGACAUUCGCACCGCUGAGAAGAUCAUGUCAGACUCUCCACAUGACGACCUAGACUUGAGUGAACAGGGCUUGUCAGACUCUGUGCAUACACAUGACAGGCUCAGAACUUGGGCAGACCACUACCUCCCAACUACCCCUCAAAGUGCAAACAAUUCCAGCAGCCAAAGUGGCAGAAGUGAACGCCGUGAUAGGUCCAUCUCAUUCUCCCCAUACAUUGUUGUCCUGGAAAACGACGCGCUGGACAACGCAUCUCAAGACGACGAUGUUGCAAUGGAGGAAAACGGUUCUGUAGAGCAAACCAAGGAAUCCACGCCGUCAGAUCCUCCUACGCCAGUAUCUAUCAGCAGCUUGAGCGACUCUCCAACCGACUCUGAUGGAAAAGAUGACAGCAUGUCGGCUUCCAGUCAGGGGGAUGAUGAAUCGAGCCAAGGGAGCAGCAUGUCAGGAUCCCUUCUGCAAAGUCUCAGUGCGAUUCGGAGACGUGUGUCUAGUUCGCUUCCGAAUCAGAACAGCCUCAGGAAUUGGGCUGAUCACUAUCUUCCAACGUCGCCACGAGAUAGCGGUUCUUCGCAAGGCACUUCAACCGAGAGAAGGAGUAGCACGUCGGGACGAUCCAUCUCUUUUUCACCAUUUGUCGUGGUAUUGGAUCGAGACUCGCCUCCAAGUGAAUCCGAUGAAGAUUCAGAUGAAGAGUUUCACGACGUUCCAACUCCCCCCUCUUCACAUGAGACGCCAGACACCGUCCAGAUAAGCCCUGUCAACACGUUUGUGGGCGACAGUGGCGGAAAGGACGACGGUUCCGCACAAAUUUUGGCGAGAUCCUCGUCUUCAAACAGUUCUCGCAGUCGAAACAACUCAGACGAGCAGUUCUACGAUGCAGCUGACGCGGUCGCCGCUGGUACGAGUGACGGUGAUAGCGACGCUGAUGGCUCAUAUGGAGUGCAGGGAAAACCUUCCAUCACUUCAUCGGUUGCCAGCAUGUUGGGGGUACCACAAGAAAUGAGUACCUGUAGUGAAGGACUUCUAAGCGGCCAGGGUGCUGCCAGUCCCUCCGGUCUUGCCUCACCACAAGAUCAGGCAAUCCCAUUCGGAAAGAGAGCUUCUUUUGAUAUGGAGGAUUCAAGCAUUGAUCGCUCAACCGAAGCCCAACCAAGUGUCGAUGGGGAACCGCGAAGAUCUCUGAAUUGGACUGACUUUGUGAAGGGCUUUGUAGCUACAGCUUCCUCGUCCUCAAUGGACAAGUCGGCGGAUGGGUCUGACACGGACAAGAUUUCUAAGAAGGAGGCACUGGGCGAUGACGGUUCAAAAAGCAUGGAAAGCCUCGUUCUCGAAGACGACACUCCAAGUGACUCGGAAGAAGAUAUCAGCAUUGAGAAACCGGAUGAGACUCGGAGCAGCUUGCUUUUCUCUGGCGCUUCGGCCAUCGUAGUGUCUGGAUUUGAAAAGGCUACUUCUUUCGGCCCUCGAAUGUUUGGGCGUGCAGACGAAACCGUCGCAUCAGACGCUGAUACUGCGGUCGGCGAGCCACUGCAAACGCAAGAAUUGGUCGUGCAAUCCAGCUCGCCGGAGAUCAAGGCCAAAAAUGUGCUUCUCGCGAGAUCGACAGCAGAGCGACGCACUCGAUCAAAUAAAACAACACAAGUAAUGGCUUCUCACGCUGCUCAGGCGGCCGCAGGUGCUGCGUCCGCUGGGACAUUGUCGGCUACGGGUUCUUCUGGAAAGAAAUCGGUGAAUUCAGAAGUUUCUUCCAUUGGGGUGCAAGUCGGAGUUGCAAUCGGAUUGGUUGCUGUUGUGAUAUUUGGCGUAUCAAGUGGUAUUGCGAUUGCGAUUGGUUCGUCGUCUCCUGUGCCUGAUGCCGCGCUGGUAGCCUGUGGCGAACACGCCGAGAGAAAGCAAGGGAGACUAUCGCUGAUUUUUGAAAAUGUCCCUGCCGCAGUCCUCAGGAAGGAGCGCCGAACGAUACAGGACGUGUUCCUGGCAUCUUACAACAAUGCCUCGGGAAUGUGCGAAGGUUUGUUUGAAAGAAUCAUGGUAGAUGCUACAAUGGUUGAUUGGAGAGAUGUGGCUCCGAAUGCUCCUAUGAUUGCAACAAGUUGGGUGUGCAGAGUGAAUUGCACCGGUUGCCCAGACAACGAACCACUGUUUUCGGAUGGACUCGAAGGCAGAAGACUGGAAGCUGACUCGCGUUUCGUUUACGACUACACUGGGUCAAACGAUUUUUUCUCCAGGUUUACCCAAAUUUUGAAUUCGAACAUGCUGACCUUUCUCAACCUCUCUAAUUUUGCGGCUGUAAUUUCAAUUGACAUGGAGACCGGCCAACAGGACCAGAUUAUGACUUUCGUUGACGGCACGGACAGCUCCUCCACCAGUCCAACCAGCUUCCGUCCUCUUGGUGAUGUUGAAGCGUCGGUAUCGCCAAGCGUGACCCCAGCUGACUACCCUGCACCGUCAACAACUCCAGCAUCGCCGCCAUCAACCCCGACUGGAUACUAUCCGAGCGCGAAGCCCUUAGCAGACUACGACUACCCCACACGACUGCCGUCGCCAACUUCAUUUCCUACCGGUAUCGCGAUUUCAACUUCGGCGCCGUCAAGAUGGAAUCAACUGACGCCUUCUCCAUCACAAGAUUUUUCGAGCCCAGCCCCCCAGGACAUCCCUUCGCAAUCACCGGCAGAAUCAAUGCAGCCAACUUCGCCUUCCCUACAAACUAUGUUCCCAUCCGAAAUACCUUCGUACAGACCAUCUGCUGGGUUCCGAUUGCAAACAUUGUUUUUCACGGAAAUCCCAACUAGCACGCCAGGACAAACCGCCGACCCAGCCAACACCGUAAGCCCUACAUCGGAGCAAACAACGUCGCCCACCACUUCCAUAUCGAAUAACCAAUCACCUACGGACUCCCCUGUGGCACCAUCAACAGGAACGCCCCCGGUUGCAGACCCGUCAGAUGCCAACACUUUAGGCCCAACAAUCACCGAAAGCCCCACAUUGGAACAAUCAACAAGCGAACCCGGCGUUCCCACAUUCACCAACGAGCCACCAACAGAAUCACCUGUGGUGCCAACAAUUGCAACGCCUCCGGUCGCCGAACCAUCAGCCACCACCUCAUUGGAGCCAACAAGAGACUCAAUGACGCCAGAACCUACGAUAGGCCCAUCUACACAAAGCGUAUCAGCUGAACCAUCCACAACGGAACCAACGUCCGAGAAUGUCACUAAUGAACCCACCCAUGCCCCAACACUUGUUCCAACCUUAACACCAACAAUUGAACCAACUGUUGCCCCCACGUUGGAUCCCACCAGUGCACCAACGUCAUCUCCAACAGCUAUGCCAACUGGAUUGCCCACGAUUGAUCCAACCGACAACCCAACCAACUUACCUACUCUUGCAACACCAUUUCCCUCUCCUGCAACACCACUUCCAACUGCAGAAGAUGGUGUUGUGGUAACUACAAGGAACCCAACCAGCCCACCCACGCUCCCCCCAACCACUGCUCCUACAGCACCACCCACAAACCCACCUACAAACCCUCCAACAGCACCACCAACAAGUGUUCCAACAGCUCCUCCCACAAACCAGCCAACAAAUCUUCCUACAUCUCCUCCCACCAACCAGCCAACUAAUCCUCCUACAGCUCCUCCAACUGUGACUGCUGGAGAGCCUUCAGCAAGCCCCACAACCAGAACUCCAACCUCCAGUCCGACCAAUGCUCCCACAGAACCCCCCACAGCCCCCCCAACCAAUGCUCCUACAUCGCCUCCAACGAAUCAGCCAACUAACCCCCCAACAUCUCCUCCAACUGAUCAGCCAACCAAUCCUCCGACAUCUCCUCCCACCAACCAGCCAACUAACCCCUACAUCCCCUCCCACCAACCAGCCAACUAA
This is a messenger RNA of Seminavis robusta, 4662 nucleotides long. Lineage: Eukaryota; Bacillariophyta; Bacillariophyceae; Naviculales; Naviculaceae. The record is from the annotation of a GenBank genome assembly.